ACAUUGCUAGAAACUGGUUGACUGAUUAACCUGCAAUACAUAUUCCUAAACUCUACACUGCAUACAUACAUACGCUGUACUCUACCUGAAAACCUUGCGUGCUUGUGCCCGACAAAAGUGUGUUCUUCGCGUCGUAUUGAAGACUCCUUUCCAUCAAAAGUCAACCUCUUUUGGAAUAAGAAAAUCAAAAUUCAAUCUGCCGAGAGCAGAGCUAGCUGACUCCCAUCCCAUGUUCUCUUCUAUAUAAGCGCGAAGCGUCACAGACAUUCUCUUCACAGCUCCACACAAACCCAUCCUCGAUCGAGCUCAUUAGCUAAAAGCCAAUAAGCCAAACACUUGCAUUACUUUCCCUUCUCUCCACAAUGGCGAACGCCGCCUUCCUUCUGAUCUUCACUCUUCUUGCCACCGUCACCGCCACCACCAUCAGCGCUGGCCCAGCUUUACAGGCAAGGAGGAGCCGUUUCCUGCUCGUUGGUGGCGCUGUCCAGCCCCCUCUUCCAACUUACGACUGCUCCAAGAAGUCGGCCGAAGCAUGCCUCGUGCCGGGGAGCGCCGGGCCGGCGUGCUGCGGCGGUCACUGCGUGGACACCGUCGCCAGCGCCGAGCACUGCGGCGGCUGCAACAAGGCGUGCAAGCAAGGCCGGACGUGCUGUGGCGGUCACUGCGUGGAUCUUCUCUCCGACAAGAAGAACUGCGGCAGCUGCUCGAACCGGUGCAACAAGAAGUGCUACAACGGCUUCUGCGACUACGCGGAGUAA
This is a messenger RNA of Lolium perenne, 758 nucleotides long. The record is from RefSeq and is a predicted model, not a curated record. Lineage: Eukaryota; Viridiplantae; Streptophyta; Magnoliopsida; Poales; Poaceae.